ACUACUGUUUUCUUCAUUGAGAACUCGAAAUAGAUUCGCUGCAGUAAAUUACUGCCUAUUAUUCUAUUGGAUAAAUCAAUAGUACAAAGCAUGAUGUGUUUGUGUGAGUGUAAUAAUUGUUCAUCUACCUGUCUAUGUUUGCGAGUGUGGGGUACAAUCAACUGAAAAACCUUUCGAUUUCGUUCAAGGGUGGGGAUUGUAAUUCUUUAAAAACUCUAGUCAAUAAAAAGCUUCAACAUAAUCAAUCAUCACAUCAACUAGAGAAUAAGUCAUUCAUUGUCGUCGGUCAACGAUCUCUUCAUUCAACUAGCCAGACUCUCCAUUUUUGGAAAUAAUGGAUGACCUCACGAAAGAUCAGGUUUCAUUGCUGCAAAAAGCAUUCAAUGCUUUUGAUCAUGAUAAGAAGGGUUACAUCAGCUGUGAUAUGGUUGGAACAAUUCUGGAAAUGUUGGGCCACAAGCAGACACAAUCCAGUCUCAUAGAUAUUAUUGAACAAGUGGAUGUCGACGGUUCAGGUGAGCUGGAGUUUGAAGAGUUUUGCGAGUUGGCAUCAAAAUUUUUAGUGGAAGAAGAGGAUGCGGAAGCCAUGGAGCAAGAACUGAGAGAAGCUUUCCGUCUUUAUGACAAAGAAGGUAAUGGUUACAUAACAACUGACGUGUUGAGAGAAAUUCUGACUGAACUGGAUCCCAAUAUUUCUGAUGAUGAUUUGGACAUGAUGAUAGAGGAAAUUGAUUCUGACGGAUCAGGAACGGUGGACUUUGAAGAAUUUAUGGAGGUGAUGACUGGCGAAUAAUUUGGCUGCUAAUGGAUUUUAUGAUGAGAGAUACUCACUUGAUGCAUUCAUGAAGAUACUGUUCUUCAAUUACGAUAAUUUUAAAUUGUAGUUUUAGAUAUUUAUCAAUUUUUAUGUACGAUUUUCAUUAUUUUAUGUUUUAUUAUGGUUUUUUGUUUCUCUUAUGAUGUUCAUCCAAUGUUCUGUGAUAAAAAAUAUGUUUCACUCUCAA
Messenger RNA from Nilaparvata lugens (brown planthopper), 1004 nucleotides. Its product is annotated as troponin C, isoallergen Bla g 6.0101. Gene Ontology annotation, molecular function: calcium ion binding; enzyme regulator activity. The transcript has 6 exons. The record is from RefSeq and is a predicted model, not a curated record. Lineage: Eukaryota; Metazoa; Arthropoda; Insecta; Hemiptera; Delphacidae. The coding region runs from base 335 to 793 and encodes 152 amino acids.